AUGAAAGAAAUGUUGAAGCGGAAGAAGAGUGUAGUAAUAAGUAAAUACAACAGCAGCCAUGGAAGAAGUGAUUGGAAUUACAACACGUCUUAUACUAGACGAUCGAAUUUUUUCAGAGAACAAAAAAAAAAAAAAAAAAAUUUAAUUCAAAAUGGAAUGAGUUUAUCGCUAAGCAGUAAGAAGCCAAGUGUAUUAUGCGCCUUUAAUGUAGACGAAGAGAAGAAGAUAUUUUUUCACAACUUACUUAACUUCCGUUUGGUAGACGUACUAACCAUUUUUAAGCUGCUACUGCAGCUGAGGAAAGUAACUUUGUACAAACAUACUGACAACAUAUCAUUUACGGUGAGGGAAAUGAAAAAGGGAAACAACUCUUAUAAGAGCACAAUUCGCACUUAUUUACUAUUUUUAAAAAAAUAUUUAUCGAGAAAUGAGUACGGAGAAGAUGCGCUUUUAGAGUUGUUUAGGCAUCUCCAAUUUGAGAAGCAAACGGAAAAGCAAAUCGACGUUACAACAAGUUAUGAUGGAAUGGAUAGUGAAGACAUUCCAACCGAUGGUUAUGCUCGAAAGGGGGCAGAAGCACACCGCACGUGGGGGGUUAACAAAAAAGAAUACACCGUUAUGUACAUGUUAAAAAAAAUUAUUCGCAAUCUUAAUGUUGACAUUAGGCAAAAAGGUUACAUAAACAAUGUGCGCGAUAAAUCGUUCCUAUUUAAAUUUCUUGUAAACAAAAAAAAAUUUCGCAUUUUAUCAUUUUAUAAGAAAAUAAAAGGGGUGUACUACUUGUGCCGAAAUAUUAUGUACAUGCAGAUAAGGAGCCACCUGCAGAAAGACAUAGCAGUAAUGAGCCUUGUAUCGACGAACAAAUCAUUCUUAGAAAUUGAGAAAAGCAAAAUAACAGUUGAUCCUUUUUACGUAAAAUAUUAUUAUAAAUAUCAUCUGAAUAAGUUGCUCUGCUUAUCUGAACAGUUGUUCCUCUCAAGGGGUAAUCCCAUCAAGGAGGGGAACUUCAUACAUCUUUCACAAAUGGAAAUGUGUACUGACAGAAGUGAGGAACGGGGUAAAAGUGAGUUUUCUUCCCAGGAUAACAUUCCCAUUUGGAGUGGUCAGGCUAUCCCAAAUGAAGCAGAUAAUAAAAAUAGCAUAAAAAGGAACGCAGCAACACGUUUAAAAAAGUAUGGCAUAAAUAUUAAAGUAAUAAACGUGUACCUGAAUGGGAAAUUCUCCGUCGCCUUACCACUCGUCUUAACGUACAACAUAAAUAAUGAUAUUUUUUACUUAAACGAUUUGUUCUACCUCGAUGGAACCAAGUAUGAUCUGGGAAGCAUACUCACCCGAAGAGAGAUUUAUUUUAAUAAUUUAUCCCUUUUUCAGUGGAAAAAUUUCAGUUACCUGAACAAUGAAAAUAUUAUCCUAAAUAGCGACAACCUUCAUUUUGACUUAAAUUAUGUUCUUCUGUUUUACCACUUAUAUUUCAAUAAGGGGGGAAAAUUGUGCAUCCGUCGACAUAUAAAUCCGACCUUUUCUUUUUACCCCCCCUUAGGUAGUAAGAAAGGAGCGAAUCCAAAAAGGGUGGAAAGGAUUGUAUACCGGUCUGAUAAGAAUGUCCUUAAUUUCGUUUUUUGA
Messenger RNA from Plasmodium inui San Antonio 1, 1623 nucleotides. RefSeq lists its product as hypothetical. The coding region runs from base 1 to 1623 and encodes 540 amino acids. Lineage: Eukaryota; Apicomplexa; Aconoidasida; Haemosporida; Plasmodiidae. The record is from RefSeq and is a predicted model, not a curated record. The transcript is spliced from 2 exons.